AUGGCCUCCAACAAGGAUGCACCAGCUGCGAUCCCACGCAAUGACCUCUACGAGGCCCUGAGGCUCUCGCGACUCCCAGAUGCCCAGAACGGCUCACAGGAUCCCGUCAAGAGAUUCAUCAGCCGUACACCAGCCUGGAGGCCCGGGAAUGAGCUGCCAUGGGGAUCAAUCGACCAUGAAGGGUAUAAAAAGGGCAACACAGUCGACUUCAACCCAGCUGCGUUUGGAGGCCACGUCUUCGCCCAGGCACCCUUGGCGGCUGCGAGAGCGGUGGAAGAAGAAGAAGAGAAUGGCCAUGGCAAUGGCAGUGACAAACUGGGCAUUCAUUCCAUCCAAGGCGUCUUUACAAAAGCUGGCGCGAUUGAUCGGCCAUUCGUCUAUGAUGUGACGAAUGUCCACUCAAGCCGUUCAUUCACCACCAAGCUGGUCCAGGCACGGCAGCCCACAGAGGCUUCAGAUGCUCCUAACGGCCCCUUUCCCGAGUCCGAUGCGAAUCGGCCGCUGGGCGCCGUCAACUUCACCUGUCUCGCAACGUUCAAGCGUCCCAUGCCGUCGCCUACAGAGCGGCAGAUCAAAGGAUCGGCACAGGAACGCUAUGCAGACAUCCUUUCGCAACGAGCGCCGGACCAGUGGGAGGCCAGUCCUCAGGUGGAUGUCGAUGCUGUUACGAGAAUCUUCCCCAACGCUGGCCACGGAGGCUUCCCUAUGCUGGACAUGUACAAGGUUGACAUGAAGGCGUACAAUGCUGAUAAAGAAGUGCCUGAACGGCGCGAGCUUAUUCUCUACCGACCGUAUAAGCCGAUUUCCGAGAACGAUCCCAAUGCGCAUAUUGUUGCACACGCGUACGAGGCUGACCGCAACGGGCUCAUUAUGCUCACCAAUCAUCUUGGCUGGGGCUUCAACCUCGGCUCUGCGGCUAGCUUGUCGUAUUCCUUCUAUGUGCACGUCAAUGCUGACGAGGCGGUCAUGAAGGGAGAUGGGUGGUGGAUUCAAGAGGUUUGGUGGCCGAGAGUGAGUGCAGGGAGAGCAAUGAUGGAGGUUAGGAUAUGGAGUCCGGAGGGGAAGCACGUGGCGAGCGGUUAUCAGGACGGAGUAGCCGUGCCGUCGAGCGAUUUGACCAAGAAGAAGAAGAAGAUGGGAGAGAAGCUGUGA
Messenger RNA from Trichoderma aggressivum f. europaeum, 1152 nucleotides. RefSeq lists its product as uncharacterized. Lineage: Eukaryota; Fungi; Ascomycota; Sordariomycetes; Hypocreales; Hypocreaceae. The record is from RefSeq and is a predicted model, not a curated record. Gene Ontology annotation, molecular function: fatty acyl-CoA hydrolase activity. The coding region runs from base 1 to 1152 and encodes 383 amino acids. The transcript has 2 exons. Gene Ontology annotation, biological process: fatty acid catabolic process; acyl-CoA metabolic process. Gene Ontology annotation, cellular component: peroxisomal matrix.